CUCCACAGCCGGCCUCGCUCCCGCCGGUCCGCGCCCCGCCUCCCUUCCCUUCCCCUCGGCCCUCCAGUUCCGUCCCGGCCUCGCCGCCGCCGUCCCUUAUCUCGCGAGACUUGCCCCAGAAUCUUGCGGACCGGGUCGGCGCCAUUUUGGGACGGAGGCUGGUUGUGGGGGAGGGAAAAGCGGCAAAAGGGGAUUAUUCAAAGUACCGAGCGCCUUGUCCCGGACCCAGCGCCCGCACCCCAGGCCGGGCACCUGCGGGGCAGAAGGUGACCGGAGUUACUCAGGUGUGAGGAUCCUCUGCCAGGGCUUGUGUUCCAGGCCCCGGAGAGCGCAAGGGGCCAUUUUGGAAUUACAGUGCUUUCGGAUGCUUUUGCCCCAGAAGUUGUCUGAAAUCGGCGAGAGCCUUCGCUGAGGCGAAUUGAUAGCGAACGGCCCCGCGAGCCGCUUAAACAGAAACCCAGCCUUCGUCAGUCUUUCGGUUCAAACGGAUUAUAUAACCGGUUUCAGCUGCUGCUUUGUUGUUUUUGUGUUUUGUGUUUUUUUUCUUUUUAGGGGGGGGGCCUUCCCCGCCCCUGUGGUGUUUUCAGCCGAAACUGUCAGCGAUGCUUGAUUUUCGCGUUGGGUAGUUUCGGAAGUUUCCAAUUACUGUUCAACUAGCAGCCGAGGUCCCAUGGCCGUUUACUCUAACCCCCGUUAAAACUUUCAGGAAUUUCUGACCUCAGCCCUGUUCAUGUCACAAUGGGCCGGCUUCUCUGAAUGAAGACACUGAGAGAGACCAGUUUUUUUCCUUUUAUCUUUUAUUUACGUGGAAAUUUAAGAUGUUGCGGUUUCCCAGCGGCACGGCAGUGUUGAGAUAGCUGCGUCUCUGUAUGCUGCUCAGGAAUGCUCUUCAGAUGUGAAAUUUUCUUUUUGUUUUUGCUUUUUGGGCCAUAAGUUGGAUAUUUCAUCUCGAGUGGAUAAGUACAACACUGACAAGUACAUGGAAUAAUAAAGAAGACUUGAUAAUCUUACAUCCAAGGAACUUGGCUAAUUUGGAGAUAGCCAUAUGAAAACUUUAAAACUGAAGUAUGGGUAGCUGACUUGAAGUAACUCUAUGUCAAAUAGUCAUAGGUUAAGUAUCUUCAAAGAACUUGGAUUCUAUUUCAGAGGAUACAAAAUAAAAAAACAAACUGGAAAACACAAAGAUAACAGAGAAAAGCCCAGCACCUUCUUGUGCAGUCCUGUUGGAAUUUGUAAGUACUAUCGAUAUAUGGGACUUGCCAUGAGGUGUUGAAGCCUUGUUUCAUUGAGUCGGAGAGACUGGACCUAAAUGGCGCAGCAUGACUUUGCUCCAGCCUGGCUUAAUUUUCCCACUCCACCAUCAUCAACAAAGCCCUCAUUGAAUUUUGAGAAGCAUUCUGACCACUUUUCAUGGACAGAAAAUCGUUACGAUGUGAGUCGUCGACGACACAACUCUUCAGACGGCUUUGAUUCUGGUAUUGGACGUCCCAGUGGAGGUAACUUUGGAAGGAAAGAGAAAAAUGGAUGGCGUGCACACGGGAGAAACGGCACGGAGAACAUAAACCACCGAGGGGGCUACCAUGGCGGGAGCUCCCGGGCUCGGAGCAGUGUUUUCCAUUCUGGAAAGAGCCCAGGACUCCACGAGAACAGCAUCCCUGACAAUGAGCCAGGGAGGAAGGAAGACAGGAGAGAACGCAAGCAGUUCGAGGCUGAGGACUUUCCGUCUUUAAAUCCUGAAUAUGAGAGAGAACCAAAUCAAAAUAAGUCUUUAGCUGCGGGCGUAUGGGGCCUACACGCCCAGACACACACAUACCCAACCAAAAAAAUCUCCCAAGCUCCUCUCUUAGAGUACCCUCCGAACCCCACAUCUAGAGCGCCCAGGAUGCUGGUCAUCAAGAAAGGCAAUGCCAAGGACUUGCAGCUGUCGGGGUUUCCUGCUGGAGGGAAUGCCCCGGCACAGCCCGGGAAGAACGGGCCUGGCCCCAGCGUUUAUAAAGGCUUGGUCCCUAAGCCUGCUGCUCCGCCCACAAAGCCUACUCAGUGGAAAAGCCAAACUAAAGAGAAUAAAGUUGGGACUUCUUUUUCUCAUGAGUCUACAUACGGUGUUGGCAACUUCAAUGCUUUUAAGUCAACAGCCAAGAAUUUUAGUCCAUCAACGACGACAGUGAAAGAGAGUAAUCGCUCCAAUUCCUCUUCACCUGUUGACAAACUCAGUCAGCAGCCUCGUCUCACCAAGCUGACCCGAAUGCGCACGGACAAGAAGAGCGAGUUUCUGAAAGCGCUGAAACGGGACCGAGUGGAGGAGGAGCAUGAGGAGGAGAGCCACGCUGGCUCCGAGAAGGAUGAAGACUCAUUUAAUUUGCAUAACAGCAAUAGUACUCACCAGGACAGAGAUAUAAACCGAAACUUUGAUGAAAAUGAAAUCCCACAGGAGAAUGGCAAUGCCUCUGUCAUUUCCCAGCAGGUCAUCCGGUCCUCAACCUUCCCGCAAACGGAUGUUCUCUCUAGUUCCCUUGAGGCAGAACACAGAUUGUUAAAGGAGAUGGGCUGGCAAGAAGACAGUGAAAACGACGAGACGUGUGCUCCCUUAACUGAGGAUGAAAUGAGAGAAUUCCAAGUUAUUAGUGAACAGUUGCAGAAGAAUGGUCUGAGGAAAAAUGGUAUUUUGAAAAACGGCCUGAUCUGUGACUUCAAGUUCGGACCCUGGAAAAGCAGCACUUUCCACCCCACGAUCGAGAACGACGACACGGAGACGAGCAGCAGCGACACGUCCGACGAUGACGACGUGUGAGGCCCGGCCUCAGCCCGUGUGGCCGCGUCCUCCGCCGGAGUCCGUGAACUAGAACUUACGUAGAAACGCCGUGAGGAGCUUGGGGGACUUCAGUGCGAAGAGAACCAAGACCGUGGUGUUGGGCCGCGAACAUUCUCUUUGUACAUGGAUGUUGUAGAGAUGAGGACUGUGGUGGACAGCGUGGACUCAGCACCACAGUGUUUCUCUGACUAGCAAUGUGACGAUGUAACAGAUGAGAUGUUCUCAUUUAAUAAUAAAAAAUUGUGUAAUGUUUUGCAAA
This is a messenger RNA of Pipistrellus kuhlii (Kuhl's pipistrelle), 3071 nucleotides long. RefSeq names its product GC-rich promoter binding protein 1 (gene GPBP1). NCBI's taxonomy places the organism in Eukaryota, Metazoa, Chordata, Mammalia, Chiroptera, Vespertilionidae. The transcript has 13 exons. Gene Ontology annotation, cellular component: nucleus. The record is from RefSeq and is a predicted model, not a curated record. Gene Ontology annotation, biological process: positive regulation of DNA-templated transcription; DNA-templated transcription. Gene Ontology annotation, molecular function: RNA binding; DNA binding. Bases 1310 to 2791 code for a protein of 493 amino acids.